Messenger RNA from Arachis stenosperma, 612 nucleotides. RefSeq names its product F-box/kelch-repeat protein At3g23880-like. The coding region runs from base 1 to 612 and encodes 203 amino acids. Lineage: Eukaryota; Viridiplantae; Streptophyta; Magnoliopsida; Fabales; Fabaceae. The record is from RefSeq and is a predicted model, not a curated record. Gene Ontology annotation, molecular function: protein binding. The transcript has a single exon.
AUGACGUUACUGAUCAUAAUUAUGAAUGACGCCGAGAAGAACGCGUCGACAGGACGUGUACUGCUCCGUCAUCACACGGCCACCGCAAGAACGCCGCCGCUGCCAGACCUUCCGAAGGAAUUGAUAAUGGAUAUCUUGCUGAGGGUUCCGGCAAGGACGCUUGUUUCCCUAAGGAGCGUGUGCAGUUCCUGGAGAAACCUAGUUUCCGACCCUGACUUCACCCGCAACCACCUUCGUCGUUCAUGCUUAUGCGAUCCAAGCCUGACUUCGCUACGAAAUGCUUGUUACAACAGUUUGCCCCUCAGACACAAUGGUGUCAGAUAUGACAGUUUUGGAAUUCUGUCCGUACGGUCAAUAAUGGACAAACCUUUUGAACCUACUAAAGUCGAUUACUUCAGUGGACAACGCUACAACAGAAUCGUUGGUUUUUGCCAUGGAUUGUUAUGCUUUUUUGAUGAUGAUGAUGGCGGCCAGAAUACACAUGGCAUGUUGUGGAACCCUUGUACCGGAUUCACAUUCCAGUCACCGCAAAUCAGCGGUCAAGUCAGCGUUUGUGGCUUUGGUUAUAAUCAUCUCAGUGACAGCUACAAGCUUUUUGGAAUUAUAAGGUAG